AUGAGGCUGUGGCCCGAAAUGAAUGUUUCGACUGCCGCUUUGGACAUCUGGCAAUGCGAGCUAGAGCCAUCUUCGCAUUACGCGAUUCCUUGCUUUUUUGCCGGCCAAGUCGCAUCGGCCUCGACUCGAGGAGGGUGAGGCUUGGCUGACUGGCUUAAGGGCAUACGGCUGCAGUCUUCUUCUGAAGACCGUGACGACUUAGGGGCUACUGGUCUCUUUUCUACUGGGUCUCUUUAUAGUCUCGUGGCAAAGAAGAAAGUGGGGGGAGAACAGUGGACGUGAGAGGGUGCAGAGGAACGAGGUCUGCACGGACACUGGAAGGCUUAGGAACUAUGAGCAGAGUGCAGUGGCCGGUGAAGGAGGAAAAAGAAGCCGGUGCUGAUGGUUUUAGGGCCCUACUCAAAAAAGUGCAGCGUGCGUUUGAGAACGACGCAGCCCGCGUAUUUCUGGGUCUCGUCCAUCAGCCGCAUCCACCCGAUCCCUUUUCCGGCUCGGCCCUUAGGCAUGAUUCUUUUCGGGCCGACUUUAGUUUUCUUGAGCCCGGCCUUUCUAUUGCUGUCCAAUGCGAUUUAGGCUGGCAAAGUGCCAUUCCCAUGUCCGCCAUCACCCUCAGGUUUAUGGGCCUUUUUAAGUCGAUUUAGCGGUGAUUUCUUUCAAUUUCAAUGCGCAAUAAUUUCCUUUUGCACUAACUUCGUUGAACUGUUUUAAAAUGCCAUGCUUUCCUGAGAGACUUCAAACUGAUUUCAGGGAGUUCGCUUAAGGUUCCGACGUUCCACCCCAGUCGAAUCUCAACCCCCCUAGGCACCUCUAGAAGCCGCGGUUGUGGAUGCGGUGGUCACACGACGAGGCGAUCAUUGCCCGAAGCAAAAAAGCGACUCCAUUUUUCGACCAGCCGGACGCUUCGAGGGACAACAGAGUCCUCAGCGAAUUAUCUCAUCGUCAGUCUGACGUUCCAUCGACUCGGCCCCAGAUCUAGUCGGUACGCCUGUGCUAGCCCGCCGAAGUCGCGUCGUUCGGUCGAUGCGCUUAGCCCCAAUUUACGCGUCCACCCCGAUACACGCAUAAACAACCACCAACAAUAGUAAGCAUAAACCAAACCUUUCGCCCCUCUCCCUGAGGCGUUCUGAGCUGAUCCACUCGCUCGACAGGCAGUCCAAGCCCGAAGUCACGGUCGUGCCAUAGCCGUUCGCCCCCAACUGCUUAUCAGCUGCUUGAGGAUCGAACAUCUCACUGCCAAUCAAGGUAUUCAUUUUUUAAUCGGUAUUUUGUUUAUGUUUCUCACUCGAAAAUUUAAGGUGAUCAUCCACUGGGUACCAGUCGAGAUUUCUGAACUAGUGCUUCUUCCCAAAUUUAUUUUUCUUGUGGGGUUUCCCUUCGUCUUUUUCUGCCCCCCCCCCUUCCCUUGCCCGGAGGCCUUUCGCUUUCCCCGUCAGGAGCCGACCAUUCCCCGAGUUAAACGAGGAGAGAUUGCAGCGAGCCGGAAACAGUUAGACAGUCUUAGUCAUCUCCCGUGCCCCCUUCCCCUCUGCGUCGCUGUCAACAUUAAGAUUGCAGCGCCGCUUUUUCUUUAGAGGCCAAAAGAGCGUAGGGAAAUGGGAGAAUGGAGAGGGAAUAAGAGAAUGGGAGAAGAGAACAACAUGGGCCCACGACGACAGUUGUUGGGGGCCGACAUGAGACGAAGACUGAGCCGUCCCGGGCUUGUCCAAAAUCGUCUGCGGUUUUUGGGUUUGGUCCCACACACUCUGACUUUUCUGCCGACCUGGCGCUUCACGCAGCGGCAGAGGUCUUUGCGUAACGUCUAGUCUGUCUGUCGGCCGAUUCGAAUGCCCGAGAGCGGUGUUGAGGAAAGAGGAUCUCCAUCCCCGGCUGUCUCUCUUUCUCUCGCUUUCCCCCAAAUUUUCUUUUCGCGCAUACAAAAAGUAACCGCACCCCAACGCCAUCCCUUUAACUCCAGCACGUCGCUACCCGUCAACGGAUCUCUCUAGCGAUACAGCAACAACACCGCCCCCCCCCUUCCUUUCUGAUUUGCGGGUGUCGACGAAAACAAAAGCGCUUCCGUCGAUUAGCUAAACCGAUUGCCGGCGAAUUCCUUCGCGGCCGAAGUGGUUUCUCCGUCUGCUCUGUCCUAAAUUUGGCAGCAUCUUUCAUCGACUGUGCUUACUCUAUGCGCUUGUAGGUCGACGCCUCGCGAAGCAUCGAACCCAUCGACCGGAGAGAAUCGACCAUCAACGAUUAUCCGCCCUUUUUUCGGCCGAUUUUCACGCAACCGCCGCUUGUCGCCUGUUUCUCCGUUCCGUUGCCCGCGGCUGUGUGGACGUCGUCGCGAUUUACGGCGACGCCACGACAUCGCGGCACCCCUCCCCGCUUCUAAAUGGCCUGUUGCCUCAGUGAAGAAGCGAGGGAACAAAAGCGCAUCAACCAGGAGAUCGAGAAGCAACUUCAACGGGAUAAGCGAAAUGCGCGUCGCGAACUCAAACUUCUGUUACUGGGUAAGUCUGCAUUCGUGCAUUAGGUUCAAGAACGAAAAACGUGUUCUUGAUGGAAUAAGGUCCAAUAAUACAACAUCUCUUUCAGGAACGGGUGAAUCAGGUAAAUCAACGUUUAUUAAACAAAUGCGAAUCAUUCACGGAAAUGGGUACUCCGAAGAGGACAAGCGCCAACAUAUACGUUUGGUCUACCAGAACGUCUUUAUGGCCAUGCAAGCAAUGAUCCGGGCCAUGGACACACUGGAAAUCAAGUACGGGAAUGGAGCGUCCGAGGUCAGUUUCCCUUGCCAUCGCUCAUGUAGUAUGCAUCAUAAACCGAUCAUCAACGCGUUUCUUUCAGGAGAAGGCAAAUGUGGUGCGAGCCAUCGAUUACGAGAACGUCACAUCGUUCGAGGAGCCCUAUGUGUCCUACAUAGCCGACUUGUGGGAGGAUCCUGGCAUCCAGGAAGCCUACGAUCGCCGUCGAGAGUACCAACUUACCGAUUCUGCCAAAUAGUAAGUUUCCGUUUCUGAUUAAGACGUCUCCCUUUAGUUAUCUGAACGAUGUCCGACGGUUAGCUGUGCCCGACUAUCUUCCCACAGAGCAGGACAUUCUCAGAGUUCGUGUACCCACCACUGGUAUCAUCGAAUAUCCUUUUGAUUUGGAGCAGAUUGUAUUCAGGUAAGGUCACCCCAUUCAUCGUAUCAGUCAUUCCGUCCUAUUCCAACAACCGCAAAUAAUUACAGGAUGGUCGAUGUGGGAGGUCAGAGAUCUGAACGAAGGAAAUGGAUCCAUUGCUUCGAGAAUGUGACCUCCAUCAUGUUCCUGGUUGCAUUGUCAGAAUAUGAUCAAGUACUUGUUGAGUGUGACAACGAGGUAAAUGAGAGAGGAACAGAGAAUUGGAGGGUUUUAUGCAGGGCAGGUGAAAACAACAUUAGGCUAGGGCCUGGUUUUUGAAAUAAGACUGACUAAGUCGUUUUAAGUAGCACUCUAGGUUUGCAAAUUAUAUACGUAAGGACAAAGUUGGCACACGUUGGAUGGGAAAAGUCAUUUGCACAGAACUAACAGAGUAUCUUCAGAAUCGCAUGGAAGAGUCGAAAGCGCUGUUCCGGACGAUAAUUACAUAUCCCUGGUUUCAACAGUCAUCUGUGAUUCUGUUCCUUAACAAGAAAGAUCUGCUGGCUGAAAAAAUACUUUACUCCCACUUGGCUGACUAUUUCCCUGAAUAUGAUGGUAAGUCUUAAAAAAAUAAAUGACGACAAUUAAAUUUUUCUGUUUAGGGCCUCCCCGAGAUGACAUUGCAGCUAGAGAAUUCAUCCUAAAGAUGUUCGUCGAUCUGAAUCCAGACGCCGAAAAAAUAAUUUACUCACAUUUUACAUGUGCGACAGGUAUGCGAAAAAAAACUUUUUUUUAUUUUAACAGAUUACGUGAGCGUUACGGUAAUUUUAAUUUCAGACACUGAAAACAUCCGAUUUGUGUUCGCGGCAGUCAAAGAUACGAUAUUGCAACAUAAUCUCAAGGAGUACAAUCUGGUCUAA
Bursaphelenchus xylophilus (pine wood nematode) is the source of this 4004-nucleotide messenger RNA. NCBI's taxonomy places the organism in Eukaryota, Metazoa, Nematoda, Chromadorea, Rhabditida, Aphelenchoididae. The record is from the annotation of a GenBank genome assembly.